Molecule: messenger RNA, 3537 nt
Organism: Ramularia collo-cygni
Lineage: Eukaryota; Fungi; Ascomycota; Dothideomycetes; Mycosphaerellales; Mycosphaerellaceae
Exons: 1
Coding region: 1-3537 (1178 amino acids)
Biological process (GO): inositol phosphate biosynthetic process; phosphatidylinositol phosphate biosynthetic process
Cellular component (GO): cytoplasm; nucleus
Molecular function (GO): inositol hexakisphosphate kinase activity
Source: RefSeq, a predicted model, not a curated record
AUGGCACCGGCCCGCGACGUGAAUGAUGAUGCAUUCAAGUCAUCCAAGUCAUCCCAAUCCUCUCCCUUUCUUUCCUCGUCCCGCAAACCGACAUCGCACCGUCGUCAAACCUCCAUCACCUCCACCACCCGACAUGUCUCGGAUGGACGUGUAUACGAUCGAGACAGCAUCUGGGGCACGCAUUACCACGAAGAGGACCCCGAUCCCGAUCCUCAUUCUUCCCUGACGGAAUUAUCAUCAUCAUCAUCGGCGGUGAAUACUGCGACGGCGACGGCGACGGAGGAAGAGCAGAUCAAUCCUGUGACGGACAUUCCCCCCGCGCAAGACGACAUGGCCACCCUCUUCCCUCCCUCCCAUGCCUCCAAUGGCAGUCCUCUGCAAUUCCCCCGCCGAUCACUAUACAAUUUCCACGAUCGCAUACCCCUCAACAACCUGCUCCACUCCCUGCAUAUGCAACAUCAGGACUCUCCCCUCCCCCCACCCCAAGACCGACCCAUCACGCCCGUCACUCCCAUCCGCGGUGUGGUCCCCAGCUACGAGUACGCGCAAGAUGUCGAGCAGAGCGCCGAGAGGCAGAAGUAUCGGUCAUGGCGGCAGGGAGAGGCCAAGGUGAAUGGAUUGUCCAUUGCGGAAUCCCAGCGGGUGAAAUCCCGGCCGGAUAAAGUCAUUGAUGCGCAAUUGCCUCAACCCGAGCCGCCCGUGGCCAAUGUGCGCAGUCGCAAGGCCAGUCAUUAUCUGGGUUUGUUUCGCGAGAAUGAUGCCGAGGAGAAGAGGGAUACAGAGCAGAAGAGGGAUGUCGAGCUGAAGAGGGAUACGGAGCAGAAGAAGGUUGGCAAGGUGCAGGCAACUAAAGAUGGCAAGGGGCAGAUAUCCAAAGAUGUACCUGUCAAGGAGUUCACCAUCGAGGAAGAGGAGGAGGAAGAUGAAGAAGUAGAAGCGGAGAAGGAAAAGGAGAAAGUCGGGACGGUGAACGACCACACGUCGCAAGUCCAGCCGCUGGACUUGCUCGAGGGCAUUCRCAAUCAUCAUCAUCUGGAACGCGCUCCCCUCUCCCGCAAAUCCACCCUACCCAAGCAUGUCGAGGGCGAACGAGGAGAGGGCAAGAAGAGUGAUGAUGAGGAUUCCGACCGCGAACACAUCGCCUCGGCCGUCUACUUUCCCCAUCAGGGUGUCACCGUGGGUGAUUCUCCCACCGAGCAAGAUCUCACCCACCGUCAACCGAGUGAUGAGGAGCAGGCAGAAAAGCUGCAGGAUCGUGCCCAUGACCCCUCCGGGAAUGAUGUCCAGCUCUCCCUCCUCUCAGAAGGCGCCCGAGAUUACCUUCAAGGCGCUUCGGGAUCGCAGACUCCUCCCACCAAAGAUUUCGACCUCCUCCCAUCCCCUGCCAUUCCCGCAGAGAUCAAGUCCGAAUCGGAAUACGAAUCCGGCUCCGAAUCCGCUACAUCAGGAGACGGCGACGAUGAGGAUACUGAUGUCGAAAUCACUCCCACAGCGACACCCCUCGUCAAAGGACAGGCCCAUCCCCAACGACGACAGAAUCCGGAACAUGUUUCCGCCGUCGCCUUGAAGCCCUAUCAGCAUCAAGUGGGAGGACAUACCGCCAUCUUCUCCUUCUCUCGACGCGCCGUAUGCAAGCAGCUCAAUAGUAAGGAGAACAUGUUUUACGAGACCGUCGAGAAGUAUCAUCCCGAUUUAUUAACUUUCAUGCCGAGAUAUAUCGGAGUGUUGAAUGUUACAUAUCGAAAGGAACACAAGCGGAAGAAGGUGGAGGAGUUGGUGGAGGCGGCCGCGUCAGAGGAUGAUGCCGCUCAAGGAGACACCCUGCAACCGCCCGAGGCUGCUCGAGUGAUUAGCCAUUCCAUGCAGCAAAACGCCACUUCCUCCUCUAUCCCCGAAGUUAUCUUCGCAAACAACCGCCAUCUCAUCCCAGACAAUCUGUGGGGAAAUAAUCGCCGCUCCGCAACACCGGAUCCUCCCCGGAUGAGAUCAUCGCCAGCAAUCCCAACACCCUCAAGCGAGGAUGCCCGGCCUCCUCUCAACACUGCUGCGAGCUGGGGAUACACCACCCGCAACCUGACUCUUCGCGAUCACGUCCUGCGAGAAGUCUUCUCUCCUCCCGUCAUUCACAAACAUGAUCGUCGAGAUCGCACCUAUCACGGCCGUCACAAAUUCCACAAAUCUAGAUCCUCCCAACUCAGCAAGUCGGCGCGGCAUGGGAGUUUGGAUGUCUCUUCUCGGAGGAGAGGAGAAGAAGAGGUCAUGACAGAUGGCGAUUCCACGACAAGGACCUCCAACUCGCUUGUCGUUGAACGCACCACUUCCAAUAUCGAUCCGAGGGAGAGUCGCGAUGCUCUUAGCAAGAGCGCCGAAAUUUCCGAGGAGCCACUCUUGGGGAGUCGUCAUCACCGUCGUCGACAUAGUGGUGGUGGUCUACAGAGGAAGCCUACCGAGAUUGACGGAGCACGAGGAGAUUUGGAGUUUCACGAGGAUGAAACUUGGAAUGCCGAUGCAGAUGCUGACGCGGAAGAGGACAACGUCUUCUCGAUGGAGGAUGUCAAGAAGGAAUGUCGCAACGUCCAGCGUGCCCUACCCGCCAGUCCGCAYCCAAAGAUACAACAACCCCCAGAAGACCCUCCUCGUCUCGGUCCCGCCAUCAACUUCAAUCCUCCCCCUUGCAACCCCGAAACCUCCCUGACAGUCUCCAGCAGCAGUCGCGUCGAGCACUUCCUCCUCUUGGAAGACCUCACCGCCAACAUGCUGCACCCCUGCGUUCUGGAUCUUAAAAUGGGUACCCGUCAAUUCGGCAUCGAAGCCAACGAUAAAAAGAAGGCUUCCCAACGCAUCAAAUGUAAAACCACCACCUCGCGGGAAUUGGGCGUGCGGGUGUGUGGCAUGCAAGUGUAUGAUGUCAAGAAAAAGAGCUAUCGCUUCACGGAUAAAUAUCAAGGAAGAGAUUUAAGCGCCGGCCGGGAAUUCCGCGAGGGAUUAAAGGGCUUCUUCUUCGAUGGUGUGGGUUGGAGGCAAGGAGGAAGGUUAAUCCCCUCUCUCUUGGAGAAGUUGGCGGCUCUGGAGGGCAUUAUCCGGGGUUUACCGGGUUAUCGUCUCUAUGCGUCGAGUCUAUUGAUGAUUUACGACCGAGGAGAUCCCGAUGCUGGAGGUCCGGGAGGCGGAGGCAAGGGAGACAUUAAGCUCAAAAUCGUGGACUUCGCCAAUUGUGUCACGGCUGAAGAUGGAGAGGUUGUACGCACUCGACCCGCUCCUCCGAAGAGGAUGGAAGAGGUGGAUUGGGGGUAUUUGAGGGGGUUGAGGACUCUGAGGGUCUACUUGAGGGCGAUUUUGGGGGAGUUGAGGGGCGCGGAGGAGAAGGGAUUCGUGGAGAGGGGGGAGGGAGAGGGGAUGGGAUUUCUUGGUGGAGGGGUUGUUGGAGGUGGUGCUGGAGGUGGUGGUGCUGGGGGAGGAGGCUUGGGGAAGGAGGGUUUGAUUGGGCUUGGGGGAGGUGCUGGGGAGGAGGAGGAUGAUGGGGAGGUUAGUGUUUGA